This is a messenger RNA of Rubroshorea leprosula, 667 nucleotides long. Lineage: Eukaryota; Viridiplantae; Streptophyta; Magnoliopsida; Malvales; Dipterocarpaceae. The record is from the annotation of a GenBank genome assembly.
AGGAUUAUGAGUUAUGUAUCUGAUUAUUGAUGGGAGGAUAUCCAUUGCUGCUAACCUCUAUCUUUCAUGUGCUUCAAUGCAGAGAUAUAAACCUGGUUACACUGUCCCAUUGCGCUCCUCAGAAGCAAUUUGCAAUGCAAUGGCAAACACAAGCGAGGGCUUGGUGGUUUCUACCAAUCCUAGAGAGCUGCACUCACCUGAUUUCACGAUAGAAGAUGUGGAGCUCCUCCUGGAGGCUGAAUUUGAUGAGUAUAACAAUGAAACUAAUAAUGACAAUGAAGGAGCUGCUACCUCGAAGAAAGCAGCUUUAAUUCUGAUGUUGGGAGUGCUGAUACCAUGCUACAUUAUAACAUUUGUUGUCCAUUACUGGACUGGCUGCAAGCAGGGAUACGAUACAAGUCAGGUCACGGAGCCUGAAUCGGAAAUUGUGAUAAGAGUCACAGGAAGACAACUCAUCCAGCUGCUGUUCUUAUUAUUAAUAGCAAUAGCAUCAACAUCUAAGACCCUCCUUACAAAGUACUAAAUCUUGGUCUUAGGAGUAGAAAAAAGCUGUUCUAGAAACUUUGUGUGUGUGUGUGUCUACAGUAUGAUAAUGCAGUACAUUUGUAUGUUUCCCACUUCUGUCCUAUAUAUCUUGUGUAAUAGUUGAUAAAUACUUGAUGUAGCU